Messenger RNA from Topomyia yanbarensis, 993 nucleotides. Its product is annotated as MRN complex-interacting protein. Bases 64 to 993 code for a protein of 309 amino acids. Gene Ontology annotation, molecular function: chromatin binding. The transcript is spliced from 2 exons. NCBI's taxonomy places the organism in Eukaryota, Metazoa, Arthropoda, Insecta, Diptera, Culicidae. The record is from RefSeq and is a predicted model, not a curated record. Gene Ontology annotation, biological process: mitotic G2 DNA damage checkpoint signaling. Gene Ontology annotation, cellular component: nucleus.
UUUGUUCUUGGCGGCAAAAAAUUGGAUCCUUUUGAAAUUCGAAUUAGCCGUAAUUUUGCUGAAAUGCCUCAAGAGCUACGUGUGGUUCGCUGUUAUCACUGCAUGAAAUUUCAGACGGAUAUUGUCAAAAAAGCACCUAAGUGGACCUGCAAGAUGUGCGGUUCUAAGCAGUCCCUGGUGAAGGAGUUUGUUCGUGGAUCCGGCCGGGAAUGCCGUUUAUUUGUGCAGCAGUUAAGUGGCCGUGAAAUGGAUGAGCAACGACUGGAACAGCUGGUGGCGGAACAGGUUAUGGAAGGACAUAUCGAAUUGCUUCAUAAUCCAGUACAGGAAGAAUCCGAGAGAGUGGCUAGUCACCAGGAAAGCAUCCGAGUGGAAGGUAUUAGUAAGUGGGAAAACUUUCGGGUGAAAGACUCGGACGAGGCAGAUAAGAAAGCAAUUCCACUCAUGAGCAAUCGACAAAAUUCAAUUAAUAAGUCGGAUAUAUUAGAACUCAAUUCUAAACAAGCAUACCCGCCAUCAUCCUUCAAUAUUUGCCACCCAGUUCAAUCACUCGAAACGAAAAGUACGACACAACUGAUGGAUUUUCAUCGAAUGGAUAAAAAUGAAAAAAGGCAAUUCAAGUGGAAAUCAAGAAAUAGCUCGAACUAUCUACAAUCCCAGCCUCUGAAACCAAAUAGUUCAAAAUCGAAUAGUCUUCCAAAUAUGGCUGAUGUUUCAUCAAAGCACUUAACCAAUGAUGGUAUUUCGUGUGUGGAAAACGAAAACGUUGCUCGAAAAAGAUCUGAAGUCGAUAUAUUCCCUAUGAUGAAUUUUUCCAAAAAAUCAAAAUGGGAGCAUUCCAGCUCAGUACAAAAGUUGUCUACUGAAGUGACCUUAACACCUUCUGCUGCAGCUAACGAUAUACAUCGACCUAGUUUCCAACAGACAAGCUCCAUCAGCAGUGGCUCGAAAUGGAGCAAAUUUGUCUCUAGAAACGACGAUCUCCAGUUAUAA